Dromiciops gliroides (monito del monte) is the source of this 3522-nucleotide messenger RNA. RefSeq names its product zinc finger protein 286A-like. Gene Ontology annotation, biological process: regulation of DNA-templated transcription. NCBI's taxonomy places the organism in Eukaryota, Metazoa, Chordata, Mammalia, Microbiotheria, Microbiotheriidae. The transcript has 6 exons. The record is from RefSeq and is a predicted model, not a curated record. Bases 689 to 1918 code for a protein of 409 amino acids.
UUCCGGCCGGGGGCGCGGCUCGGGCUUGGGGCCUGAGGAGAAGUGGUCGGUGUGUUCGGCCCGAGGGGUGCCCCGUCCCCCCACAAAGCGCGUCUAGUUCCGCUUGUCGGAACCCCACCCUCGGGCCUGCGCGUCCCGGGGCGUCCGUGCUCCGGCCUCUGUCCCGGGGGGUCCCGCGGGGCCGGGGCCGGGACCGCCCGAGGAGCCUACACCGAGCCUCGAUAGUGAGCGGCCGCCGUUCAUAACGUUCUGUGCUUGUAAAACAGCAUUGUGGACACUGGAGAAAGCCACCCACAACUUAGACAGUAAAACCUUGAUUAACCGGAACUCAGCUAACCGGUGUUUUUGUGAGGGUGGAAGGAAGCUGCAGGCAGAAGGCAGGGAGAACUGCCCUCCCACCACCAAGAAGCCUUGAAGUUCAAAGCAAAGUUCUGUGAUUGGUUGCUUCAUCGACUACGAAGAUCUGCCUCUCCAAGUCAGAGAAACUCUGCAUGUGGUCUGGGAACUGAACAAGUUGCUAAAAAAAAAAAAAAGUGGAUUUCUGUGAGCACCUGAGUGCAGAAGACGGGGAAGCUGAGGCGAAGGGCUUCUGCUCAUCUUGGGCCUACCCUUUUCCUAGAGGGAAGUCCAAGAGACCAGGUGAUGGCAACUACUACAAUCCUCCCAACAGCCAGGCCCCAGUGGGAACAUGUUGUUUCAGGGGUUGCUGAACUUCGAGGAUGUAGCAGUCUCCUUCAAUCAGGAGGAGUGGGGGUGUCUGAAUGCUGCCCAGAGGAGCCUGUACAGGGAUGUGAUGCUGGAGAAUUUUGGGAACAUGCUCUUCUUGGGGCUCCCCAUCUCCAAACCUGACCUGAUCUGCAUGCUGGAGCGAGGCGAAGAACCCUGGGGCCUGCGUGCACAAGGAGCUGCAGAAAGAAACUUCCAGAGAGAUUGUCAAGCCAGGACUCAGAAGAAGGAGUUGAUAUUAAAACAGGAAAUUUCUGAAGAAGUCAACUCAAAGGGAGAAAUAGUAGAAAUACUUUUAGGUGGGGUUCCUCAGGAUCUACUGCUUGAAGAAUCAUGUGAGCUUGAGGACCAUUUAGAGAGGCAAAUGGAAAAUCUGGCAGGAGAGAGAGAGGGCCCUUUUCUGCCCCAGCAGAGAAGUUCAAAACAAAUGACAGUUGCAUACCAGGACACUCUAAGAGAAGACAGUGACCAUAUAGUGGCAUAUCACAGGUCUCCCAUAGGAGAGAGACCUUACAAAUGCAAUACAUGUGGCCAAGGCUUCAAACGUAGCUCUGAUCUUAUUAAGCAUGAGAAAAUGCAUAGUGGGGAAAAGCCCUAUGAAUGUAAUGAAUGUGGGAAAGCCUUUAGUUGGAGUUCAGCCCUUAUUCAGCACCAGAGAAUUCACACUGGAGAGAAACCUUAUGAGUGUAAGGAAUGUGGGAAAGCCUUUGGGUGGAGCUCAGAGCUUAUUCGACACCAGAGAAUUCACACUGGAGAGCGGCCCUAUGAGUGUAGUGAAUGUGGGAAAGCUUUUGUCAGAAGCUCAGCUCUCAUUCAACAUCAGCGGAUCCAUACUGGUGAGAAGCCCUAUGAAUGUAAUGUUUGUGGGAAAACCUUCCGUCACAGGCCAACACUUGUUUACCACCAGGGAAUUCAUACUGGAGAGAAACCCUAUGGGUGUAGUGUAUGUGGAAAAGCCUUUACCCAAAGCACUACUCUUAUUGAACAUCGAAGAAUUCACACUGGAGAGAAACCCUAUGAAUGUAAUGAGUGUGGAAAAGCCUUCAGUCGGAACUCAGCCCUCAUUCAACACCAGCUAAUUCAUACUGGAGAGAAACCUCAUAAGUGUAAUGACUGUGGGAAAGCUUUCCGUCACAGGUCAGCUCUUAUUUAUCAUCAGAAUUCAUACUGGCGAGGAACUCUUUGGAUGUAAUGGAAAUGUGAAAGCCUUCAGCCUAUUUCUUGUACAUUAUCACCACUUAUCUCAUAUUUAACCAUGAAGAAUUCACGCCACAGGGAAAUCCAAUGGAUGUGAUGCAUGUAAGAAUGCCUUUCAACACAGGUCAAUUGCUGUCAUUGAAAUUCAGCAUUGUAAAUUAGAUGUUUCCAUCAUAGUGAAGGGAUUUGUGUGUUCCAGUAUGUCCUAAAGCAUACUUUACUUCUCCUUUAAGCAGUUCCUCAUUUGGGUAGCUACUCAGCUCUCAUUCUCAGCUGCUAAGCAGUUAGAGGGUUAUAGUGUUAAUGACCACAUUCCCUCUUUUUAGUACUUACUGGGAACAGCUCUGUUUUAAGCACUCCUCAGGUGUUCCUGGCCUGAUGCAUUUCACAUGUUUCCAGAGCCAUGAGGUCUUGUGCAGCAUUUAGUUCUCCAUUCUUCCUGUUCUUUGCUUUUUACAGUUAUUAGUUUCUUUUUAGAAACCUGUGAUGUGUUCUCUUUCCCUAAUUGGCCAGUUUUCUAAUCUAGACACUCCUUUUGGAAUGGCACAUUGAAUCGACACUUUACAACUUGACUUUUUUGUUUUUUAACAAAACCAAUUACAGUUUAAACAAAAUGAAACCAUCUGAUGCUCAAAUAUACUAGAAAAAUAAAACAGAUCUCUUCUUCAUAUUCGUUAACAAGAGAAUCCUUUAGUAAAAGCACAGAUCUUGACAAACAUCUGAAAAGUCACACCACACAAACGUGAAUGGAAUUAAUUUGUGAGCCUUGUAACUCUAAGAAUUCACAUUGAGCCAACACCAUUAACAACUAUAGGCUAAUAAGCAGGGCAAGUGAGCCCCAUGGAGCACCGAAUUAAGUAUCACGUGAAAAAAAAAAGACUGAUUAAUGCUUGUUGAUUGAUUGCCUGAAAGAGAAAAUUCUUUAAUAAUGUUUUUAUUUUACUCUUGUAGAACAACAGUUGCCAAGGAAAAGCAUUAGAAAUUAGGAUUCAUCCCCACCAAAUCUCUCUCCGUUGGGGAAAUAGGGCAGAAUGCCUUGACUUUACAGUUCCCACUCACAGGGACUUGGAGUCCUAGCAGCUCCUUAUGAUCUGAAAGCAGGCUUGUGCCUGGGACAGGUAUUUAAUACUCAAUGUCUGUUUGGGGCAUAUGAUGAUGAACUCUUGAAAGUAGAAGUCCAGUUGACCUCCAGGCAACUAUGAUGGAAAUACUGGCCUGGGAAGGUUAGGAUCAGAGAUGCAGAUUGUGGAGCCACCCACAAGUGGAAUAAGGCUAAGUAUUCCAAAGCUUUGUGCAUCCAUUUAACUUGAGAGUCAGGCUAUAUGUGAGAGGAACAGAGCCAGCGUUCCUGUUAGGAGCAUACACAUUCAGUGCAGUGAUGUUCCUGAAGGCGUAGGAUUCUGCAGAUGAAUAGAAUAUUCCUAUUUUGGGGGUGUCAAACACUUGUUUCUGAACUCCAGAAAUGAAGCUAUUUGGGUUCAAUUGCAGUAGAUUAAAACCAUAAUUAUAAAUAUAAGGCCAGCCAGAGGAGGAGGGGUGAGGGAGAAAAGGAAACCUGCUAUAAUCGUCACUGUUUAAUUUAUGAUGAACAAUAAAAUG